UUACUUAAACCCGUCCGGCAUGCUUUGCGCGCAGAUGAAUUACUCUCGUGUGCCCUCUAGCACCCAUCUCGUUGUCGACCGUCGUAUGUAGUUGCAUCCAUUUCUCUUGUGCGAUGGCGCCGUUUGCCCGAAGCUCUUACGAUUGGUUACUCCUGAUUGCGAUCGGUGUUGUUGUUUAUUUGGAGCUUGGAAUUCUAAAAUCGUUUGGUAUUUUCAUCAACGACGUCUCAUCGAGCCUCAAUGUAUCCACUGGAUUGGUGGGUACAGCCGUAGGUCUGUCGCAUGGAAUCUCGAUGUCUUUGGCCAUAAUUUGCCCAUGGUUAAUGAAGCGAAUGUACAUGAGGACGGUUAUCAUUCCUGGUAGCGUCAUGGGUUCCGUUGGAAUUAUUCUAGGAUCUUUCUCUAGAACGGGAAUCCAAUUUCUACUCUGUCUCAUUUUAUCAGGUAUAGGCUAUGGCUUGGUCAUGUUCCCUACGCAUGCCAGUCUCCUCGACUACUUCUCCCCAAUUUACAAAAUUGUGACUGCUGUGACUUUCACCGCUGGGGGCGUCGGAAUGAUGACACUGCCAGUCCUGGCCGAAGAACUGAGACGGAUCUACUCCUGGCGUGGUGCAAUGCUUCUAUUGGGUGGAAUCAGUCUUCACUGUAUACCAUGUUGCGCCCUCUUCCGACCAAAGACCUAUCAAUCAACGCCGUCAAAUAUUGAUGAAGUCGUGACCGAUUUACCUAGUAUCCACGAAGGAGACGCUAACGAGAGUGAAGACGAUCAUGCCUCGAGUACUUCUCAUCUCCUCAACUCCCAUGGCACCAUGGACACGUCUUCGAGCAACGUGAUAGAACAACACUCCUCAUUCACCGAGCUAUUCCAAAGGCACCCUCUUUACCUAGCCAUCGUUACCUCUGUCGUUAUCACCGGCACAAGCUACUCAGCCUGGGUCAUCUUCGUCAUCCCCAACGCCGAGGAAAAAGGUUUCCCAUCCAGCGAUGCCGUCUUCUUCGCUACCAUCGGGGGAGCAGCGAACAUCCUCGGGCGGUUUUCCCUUGGUUUCUUCUCCUCGAGGAAACUCCUGGAAGACUGGGUGACCUUCUGUCUCCUGCACUUCGUCACCGCCGUGGUCUUCUUCCUCAACACGGUUGCCCACUCCUUUCCUGCGCUCGCUUUCCUUUCGUUUGCAAGUGGCUUCUUAUUUGGUGGUCUGAUAGUAACCAAUGCCUGCCUGCCGCAGUCUUCAGUUCCACCUGAUCUGGCUGUUGUAGCAUUGUCCCUUCAUUACCUGAUUGGUAUUGGGGAGGUCGGAGGAGGGGCUGUUGUCGGUAUACUCUACGACAAACUUCAGUCUUAUAAUUUCGCCUUCAUCGUUGCUGGACUCAUCGAUAUUGCAGCCAUCAUAAUAAUUCUCAUCCCAGCUGCUUGUCAAAAGUUAUAUUCAACUUUUUCCAGUGCGAAACAGUACACAAAUGUAGAUAGAGGAAUUGACAAAAAUGAUCAUAAAUGAUCUUCCGCGAUCAUUUCUAGCUGUUUCGAACACGCCAUCAGUAUUAUAAGUAUAUCAUUUCUGCAUCAGCAGAUUUGUCCCUGGAACGGGUGAUCCAUUCCGCCAGGUUAUAGUAUCCGCCACAUUCACCGCACUUUUCGUAUGCCUACCUGGUCCAGUCAAUCCCCUCCUAUCGGGAUACAUGCAUCGCUCAUCACGCUCAUACCAUCUUAGAAUUAAAGAUCAAGUCCACCUCAGAAAAAUGUUGAUUUCAAUCAAUAGACAAAAAUCAGACAAGCGCAAUGCUG
Molecule: messenger RNA, 1783 nt
Organism: Lytechinus variegatus (green sea urchin)
Lineage: Eukaryota; Metazoa; Echinodermata; Echinoidea; Temnopleuroida; Toxopneustidae
Product: monocarboxylate transporter 12-like
Exons: 5
Coding region: 114-1496 (460 amino acids)
Biological process (GO): transmembrane transport
Molecular function (GO): monocarboxylic acid transmembrane transporter activity
Source: RefSeq, a predicted model, not a curated record